Messenger RNA from Zychaea mexicana, 3545 nucleotides. RefSeq lists its product as uncharacterized. Lineage: Eukaryota; Fungi; Mucoromycota; Mucoromycetes; Mucorales; Lichtheimiaceae. Bases 127 to 3189 code for a protein of 1020 amino acids. The record is from RefSeq and is a predicted model, not a curated record. The transcript has 14 exons. Gene Ontology annotation, biological process: nuclear-transcribed mRNA catabolic process, nonsense-mediated decay.
CUCUAUCAAACUUUCGGGUGACACAAAGCUUGGACCUGCCGCACAUCACGUCGAAAAUUUCAGACAGGCGAAACGGCUUUUUGUUUUCCUUGUACUGAGAAUUUCUGCUGCCCGCUCCACUCUUUAAUGGAAGCAAUCAAUGACUUGCUUGAGGACGCGCAACUACUGUCACUAAGAGAUGCCGGCCUUACUAUUGUCUCUAUUUUUGGCAAUUCCGGCUUCCGGUCUACGUCUGCUAAUGCUAACGGCAAGUUAACCAAUCUAAACGUAACAAUUGCGAAUCGCAUAGUCGGAACUGAAGUCUUUGUGCCGAACGGGCAGGCACCGCUGGAUAAUACGGUCGAGCUAUCGAAAGGGCUACAACUAUACGUGGAUCCAUCGUCUAAAACUGCUUACAUUUUUAUGGAUGCCAGCAUUGAUACCGCAUCGCUGGCAGAUAUAUUUCGCAAUCAAAACCAAAACGACACUGUCAAGAAUUCUAUGCAAUCGCUCUUAUCUAAACAACAAUCUACGACAAUGCGUGGACUUCUGCUGAUGUUCUUGGUUUCACACCUAGUUAUUCCCAUACUUCCACCACGACUAUUGCCGGCUGAUUUCAUGUCCGAGUUGGUCAACCUAGCGCAGGUGAAGAACGGAAUCUAUACGCAUUUAGCACAACUUCAGUCGGCAUGUUGGAAGUUUUGGGAGAUAUCUGUACCAAGUGCAUUAUUCGAACGCAGGGAGAUCGAGAAUAGACGUGAUCGUGAUAGACUCAAUUCAAAUCUAAUGGGGUGGUGGGGUCCUGCUAAAGGGGUGCCCAUGAUGAUCUUUAUUGCUGCUGAGGUGACCAUUCCCAAUGUGGAUAAAGUUACACGAUCAACAUUGCCCGUGGCAAUGAAACGCAUGCAGGAAGUGAUACAGGCCAGAAUCAAGAACAUUUUUCGAGCCUUUAAUUUCGUCCCGUCGGCUGAUAAUGGGAUUAGUCGCGAUCCAAUUGAAGUCAGAUCGCUGUUUACGCUUCCAACGACAUCACAACCGUUUGUACAUAUUAUUCCAGCUAACCCAUUUGCAACAACAUCAACGUUUAGCGAUGAGGUCAAAAGCGCCUCAACAUACGCAAACAGCUUCGAUAAACUCACAUCGAUAUCUGCAUGGCUCAAAGAAAAUGGUGACGACGAUGAAGACGAUUACAUUGCAGUAUCAGCUAAGAGCAAUCAAAUCGAUGUUGUAUCAGCUACCGCGAGACGUAAAGACACUCCUAAGCAACCUAUUGAAUCUGUUUUUGACGACUGUGGUAACAAAUUACUACGUAAUUUUGUCAAUCACUGGACCCGUGCUGCUACAACCCGACACCCUAUGCAUCUUCAAAUAGCUUCUUCAUCAGGCCCACGCAAAGGCAACAACGACUCCAAACACCACGCGUCAUCUAGCCCAUUACCCACGGGCCUCCAGUUUGCAUCAGCACUUGUUUUGCUUAAAAAGCUUUUGUUUUUUUCAAGAGAUGAUGGAGAAGAGAAUGAACAUGACUUUAGAAAGGAUGUGAUCGCACAGUCACCAGGUGCUAAAGGCAUGAUUCAACAAAUCGAAGUAGUUCUUCGAAAAAAGAUCCGAGAUACUAUCGAGAUUGAGCGCGUAUUUUCCAGAAGCCAUUCGCUGGAUAUCAUGCGCAAAUGCAUUGAAGCAUAUCUUCAAGAAUCUCCACCUUGCUAUACCAAGCAUUAUCAUCUCUGGAAGAGGGAUAGCGUUUUGCGGCUUUAUAGCUCUCUAGCACGAGGCCCAUGCGCUGCAGAGUUCGGUGCUCGCCUGGAACGUGAAUGCGAUCUCAUUUGGAAGCAAGGCCGGCAAAGCUGUGAAAGGGUUAGCUUGACCGGAAAAGUCUGUCGAUUAAAGGCUGGCCACGAAGAUAUGGAUCCUGAGAACGAAAAACAUGCCAGGGACAUGGACAGCUCUAAGCACAGCAGCGGAUGCAGUUUCUUCCAUGCAUGUGAUUGUGGCAAAACUCAAAAACUUCGUGAAGAUCCAUUCGAUUUGGAGGAAGCUAAUAUUAAGUUCUAUCAACGAUUUACAUGUUGCUUGAGUAACGGCCAUGCAGCUCUUAACUUGCAAGAUUCAACAUUUGGUGAAGCACAGGAUUUGGUUAAAGAUGAGCGCCAUAUACCCCAUUUCGACGCAGCGCUGUUGUACCUUGGAGCUGCAUCUACUUAUCGCAAUAGUAUCGGGCUGGACAAGUAUGAAGGGUUCAUGAACAAUACAAAUUACUUGCUGCCAUGGACCAUGGCACGGACGGCAGAUUUGGCACCCAAGGAGCCAUCAACAGCAACGGAAGCGAUUCAAACUCCAGCAGACUUGCGCAGCAAAAAACGUAAUCCAGCUUCCAAUGAUACUAAUCAUUACAGUGGGAGCGGAGAUGAAUCGAACAGGAAAGGGUUUAAUACGAAUGAAUGGCCCUUGCCAGGGAAAAAGCCUGAAGUAGCAAUCACUGAAAGCAGGACCAAGGCUGUUGUUCCGCCUGUCGCAAAUUUAGACGCAUUUCCUGUGCUGGGUUCUUCUCGUACUUCUACCGAGCCAAGCCCAGCUAUUGCCCAAGCUCCUCCUCAACAAGAAGUCAAGGUGGCGGACAAUCCUCCACCGCCACCAAAGAAAGAAAAGCGACGGCGCGAUGCCAAAAGAAAGGAUCGUGAACACAGAUUGGAUGGGUUAAUUCGUGGCUAUGUUGGCGCCGAAUAUGAGUGUCCUUUGGGACAUCGUUUCUUGAGUUGUGGCGACGGAAGAAUAUGCAAACUUGGACACAAGGGUCAUCCAAAGGAGCAUGCCAACUACUUUGUGCAUCAAGAUCUGCCGCUCUAUGUACUUUGUCCCUGUAAUUAUGCCAACGCUAACCCAAAGACAGCUGCUACGGGCGAUGUCACUGCUCAACUGCAACGUUGCUAUGCUGUUACACCCGAUGCAUCUAUUACUAUCUCGUUCAAACCAAGAGUAAAGAUCGUCAGCGCUUCUGGAGAAACGAUGGAAUUCAACAUGGGUGUCGACAAAGCAAUCAUUUUACCCAAAGAUAGUGUACACGUUUUCAGAUUACCAUAUAUUUAUCGAGACCUUUCUGGAAACCCAAUUCCAGUUGAACCCAAUAUUAGUAGACGACUCAAGAGUGCCAUGUUGAUGAAGGACUGUUUCCAAGUCCAUCCCCUACCUGGUGGCAGUAACAACGAUUGACAAGAGACCUGCUGAUAAUUCUUACCUUCAUACUUUUCUUUCUUCCUUAUAUUACUCUACAGUGGCCGAUUGUCCACUACUUGAAAGGGAAAGAAAAAUGGAAAAGGGAGAAAAACAAUUGCUGUUGGCCAACGAGAAAAAAAGGCACUUUCUUCGUUCUCCAGAUGGGUCGUGAUUAUCAACAACAUUCAAUGGUUGGUUCUCACCAAACAUUAUCUUCCUUCUUUCCUGUCUGGUACUCCCACUCUUAUUUCUCCCAACCAUUCUUCGUAAACUGUUCUAUUUUCUUUUUGCUGAUACUUGCUAGCUAAAGCAUGUUAUGCAAAACGGAUUAAUAAAAAGUCCAUUUCUUCUUA